UUUAAAAAAAAGUUAUCAAGUAAAUCGAUUUUUACUGAGAAUUAGUUCAUCCUGAAAUUAUGAUUUUCAAGCAUAUAUAAAGCAUGUGUCUCAGUUCGACAUCAUAGUUAAUAACUUGUUUCAAAUCGUUCAUAAAAAUUUGUUCAAAUAAGGAGCAUUUGUAAUGUCAUCAAAAAUUAUGUUAGCAAUUGUUGUCAUACUGGGCUUAACUCUAUCUGGAUCCGAUGCCGGCGUUUGGAAAUAUGUUUCAUCAUCUGAGGAGUUCGAUGAUUUCUCAAUCGAGGAGCAAGGGCCUUGUGAUCAGGAUGGCUGGGAUGAGCUUUUUAUCGAUGGCAGAUCGCUUCGCAGGAAUGAAUGCAUCACACGGCCUCUACAACUGGACAAUGCAUUUAAAAAAUGCGUCCUUAAUAGUUCAGUUGAAGAAGACUUCUUCUCUGACAUUCGGUGCCUCGUUUUGGAACAAGCGAUGGGUUGCUUGCAGCGUGAAGUGAAAAAAUGUGGAUCCCAAUCGAUGAAGAAGCUAGCGAAACGAAUGAAACAGUCCUACAAGGGAGAGUUCUAUUGCUAAGCCGAUGCUGAAAUGAAAGCUGACGGUGUAGUCGAACAAUCUGUUUAAUAGAGUUUUUUUUAAAUGAAAAUAAAUA
This is a messenger RNA of Uranotaenia lowii, 644 nucleotides long. RefSeq lists its product as uncharacterized. The coding region runs from base 164 to 568 and encodes 134 amino acids. NCBI's taxonomy places the organism in Eukaryota, Metazoa, Arthropoda, Insecta, Diptera, Culicidae. The record is from RefSeq and is a predicted model, not a curated record. The transcript is spliced from 3 exons.